Monoraphidium neglectum is the source of this 711-nucleotide messenger RNA. RefSeq names its product NAD(P) dependent steroid dehydrogenase-like protein. The transcript is spliced from 5 exons. The coding region runs from base 1 to 711 and encodes 236 amino acids. Lineage: Eukaryota; Viridiplantae; Chlorophyta; Chlorophyceae; Sphaeropleales; Selenastraceae. The record is from RefSeq and is a predicted model, not a curated record. Gene Ontology annotation, molecular function: 3-beta-hydroxy-Delta5-steroid dehydrogenase (NAD+) activity. Gene Ontology annotation, biological process: steroid biosynthetic process.
AUGGCCAAGGGCGUAGCAUUGGUCGUCGGCGGCGCCGGCUUCCUGGGCGGCCACAUCGUGCGGCAGCUGCUCGACAGCCGCCGCUACAGCGCGGUCCGCGUAUUCGACAUCCGCCCCAGCGGCGUGGCGGGCGCGGACGACAGGGUGGGGGACCUUCGGCGGCUGGAGGAUGUGGCCGCGGCAGUGGAGGGCGUGGAUGUGGUGAUCCACGUGGCCACCGCCACCCCCACCAGCGAGAACUCACUCAACAGGCAGCUGAUGGAUGACGUCAACGUGAGGGGGCUGGCCCACGUGAUUGACGCCUGCAGGUCGGCCGGCGUCAGGAAGCUGGUCUACACCAGCUCAGCCUCGGUUGUUUUUGAGGGGCAUGACCUGGUCAACGUGGACGAGUCCCUGCCCUACGCGUCCCGCCCCAUGGAUUACUACACUGAGACAAAGAUCAAGGGCGAGAGGAUGGCCCUGGAGGCCAACGGCCCGGACCUGGCAACGUGCGCGCUGCGGCCGAGCGGCAUCUUUGGCGAGGGGGACACUGUUCUGGUGCCGACCCUGGUGCGGCAGGCGCGGGCCGGCAAGAUGAAGUACAUCAUAGGGGACGGGUCCAACAAAUGGGACAUGACCUACGUGGGCAACGUGGCGCAGGCACACCUGCUGGUGGGGGCCCGCGCGCGCGCAUCGGGACGGGGCAGGGGGUUCGUGCUGGCUGUGUCUUAA